CGCGCAUUCUCGGCGCUGAACCCCUUCGCCCAUCUGCCACACCUUUUUGGGGGCUCCGCACACGCGCGCGCGCGACUCGCUCAACCCGUCACCCGCCGAAAUGUACUGGAGCAGCAAGACCUAACCUGACCUGCCUGCAUCAAUCACGCAAUUCUGCCGAUAGCGCCUGGUCACAUGUCGCCCAAUCUGCACCACCACCGCUUGAAUGCCUAGUACAAAAUCACCUCCCGUAUCUCGUCAGUCGUUCGAGCUGCAGUCUACCAGCUUGCUACCCCCCGAUCGCUCCCACGACGCCGACUCAUCCACCAACGGAGACUCGUCCAGCUUCGUUGACUUGGGCCAAGAGGACUCUCGCCAGCCGAGUCCAUUCCUCGACCUCUCAUCACCACAUCACAAGACUCGUCAAGACGGCGACGAACACGAGGACAGUUUUCUCGCGUGGGACGCGCAAGAGAGGCCGUCGGAGGAAGGCCACGGCCACGCCAUGCCGUCCGACCUGCGAUCCGAUCAUACCAGAUCGAAGAGCCAUCAGCAUCAGCCCUUGCUGAACGGAGACAAGCGGACGAGUUAUGACAGCCCUGUUCGACCUGGUCUUGGGUCAAGACAGUCAACACAUUUCAGAGAAAGAGAUCCAGAAAUCAUAGAAACGAAAGACGAUGUUCGGACACGAUAUACAUAUGCGGCAGCAUUUCUUCUCCUCAGCUUGGUAAGCUUCGCUGUCCAGACGGAGACGGCAGUUUACAUUCAGCAUGACUUGCAUUGGAACAAGGCGUACUGCAUGCUCUACUUCACCCACGGCUCCUGGUCGGUCCUAUGGUUCGUACAGCUGGCCAUUCUCAGAAUCUCCAAAUGGAACCAGCCCUGGGAUUCCUUCUGGCGACGACACGUUGCCCUUCUCCGGUCGACGGCGCAGAUGGUGGAGCACAGAACGUUGCACGUCCCGACCCACUUGGCCAAGAAAUCCCCUUGGCCUUACUUCAUCAGAACUACGGCAUUUGUCACCUGUGCCUUGACGGUCGCGGGAGGCAGCUGGUAUGUUGCUGUGGAUCUGACUACGGCCUCUGACUUGACGGCCAUUUAUAAUUGCUCGGCAUUUUUCGCGUAUGCAUUUGCCAUUCCCAUUCUGGGCGAGAAGCUUCGGUGGAGCAAGGUGGCUUCCGUUGUUGUAGCAAUCGUUGGCGUGCUCGUGGUAGCAUACGGAGACCAGGCCCAUCCAAAAGGAGGCAGCAAGUCAGGAGGUGGUGCUGGAGGACCUUCCGCCCCUGACAGCUCAGCCGCAUCAAAUCGAGCUCUAGGAAACCUUGUCAUCGGUGUUGGCAGCGUAUUGUAUGGCUUCUACGAAGUCCUCUACAAACGUGUGGCCUGCCCACCAGAUGGCUGCCCUCCAAACCGCGGCAUGCUUUUUGCCAACACCUUCGGCUCCAUGAUCGGCCUCUUCACCCUCACGGUCCUCUGGAUCCCCAUCCCCCUUCUCCACUACACCGGUCUCGAAACAUUCGAACUCCCCUCCGGUGAAGCCUCCUGGAUGCUGGCCAUCUCCGUUCUCUCCAACGCUACCUUUAGCGGUUCUUUCUUGGUUCUCAUUUCUCUUACAUCCCCAGUGCUCAGCUCAGUAGCAGCACUCCUCACGAUUUUCCUUGUCGCACUCUGCGAUCAAUUACUCCCGCCACCGAUGUAUAGCCCUUUGACUGGUGCUGCGAUUUCUGGAGGCUUGUUGAUUAUUUUUGCAUUUUUGCUGCUGAGCUGGUUUACGUAUCGGGAAAUGGAAGAGGAGCGGGCGCACAAGAAGGCGGAGGAACUGGUUGAGGAGUCUGACGUGGAGGAUUUGUGAAUAGAUGGAUGAUUGAUUUGCAUGUGGGGUGGUUCGAGUGUUUGGCUGGAGGGAAAGUCUGUGCCGCAGAUAGAGGCAUUGCAUUUGCAUCGCAGGGCGUUGGAGGCAUGGCGCUCACGAAGAGAAGCUUGUGCUUUGUGUCUUCUACUUUUCGUUUUUAAUUUCUUCUUGCAUAUAGAAGUUGAUAUGGAAAUGAUAUCUGACUCGCUGUGUUGCAAAUCUCGUAAGCGUUUCGAGAAUGUGUGAGCUCGGCCCAACCUGCUUGUGAAUCUUCAUCGCCGGCUUCAAGCCAGAUCUCACUCUGCAUCUCCCUCCUAUUGCCUUCGUUGCC
Cercospora beticola is the source of this 2162-nucleotide messenger RNA. RefSeq lists its product as uncharacterized. The record is from RefSeq and is a predicted model, not a curated record. NCBI's taxonomy places the organism in Eukaryota, Fungi, Ascomycota, Dothideomycetes, Mycosphaerellales, Mycosphaerellaceae.